GAAGCGGCCGAGUUCCGCACAGUUGGACCGUUCCCGGCUGGCGGAGCUCGGUGGAUAAGGGAUCGAGAGAUGGCGGACGCGGGCAGGAAGCGGGGGCCGACCAACUUCGCCGUGGCCUGCGGCCUCCUCAGUCAGUACAUCAAGGAGAAGGGCAGCGCUGCCGAUUUAGGGUUCGGGAUCGCCAGGGCGGCCCCCGAAGGCAAAUCGGAGUCGUUUCGUGUGCCGAUCACUAUGAAUUUGCUGCCAAGCGCAGACGUCUUAGGCGGAGAGGAGAGCGACAAGGAAAGUGAAGGGGAGGUUGUUUCCGAUGAGAACCCUAUGGGUCUCUUUUCCCAGCGUUCCGGCUUCCUCGCCUCAGCGUCGGACGAUUCCAGGGUGACAAAACAAUCACAGCUUACAAUCUUUUAUGGAGGAAAGGUGCUGGUGUUCAACAAUUUCCCAGCUGAGAAAGUUAAGGAUCUGAUGCAGCUAGCAAGCUUGGGUAACUCUGAUCAAAACUCAAACUUGGUUCGCAAAGCUGCUACUGAUCCUGUGCUUCCCCAACUCAAUCUGUCAAAACCAGCACAACCUAAUCUCUCUGAUCUUCCUAUUGCUAGAAAAGCUUCGCUCACACGAUUUCUCGAGAAGAGAAAAGAUCGGAUCAGUGCAAGAGCACCAUACCGAAUUACUACUCCAUCACCUCAAGUGGCUACUCCUAUGAACCAAGAGGACUUCAAAUCAUGGCUCGGCUUGGGUCGUCACUUUAUCGCGCCUGGUCUGAGUCUAAACUCUGAGUAUAGCAGAUAAAAUUGUUUGAAAGCCGGAUGCUGAUGCUUCUUCCUUAGAAACAAUUUUACACGAAAACUUAGAUUGCUUCUUUUUUUUGGAGGAAAUUGUCUUCCUUCUGUCAGAAGUCAUAUUGAUGUUUUCGCUGAUGUUUUAAGUUGCAGUACUUGCUGCAACAUAGAAAUCAAAAAGCAUGAGGUUAAAUGCUUGAUUUCUGGGAUCUUAUUGACAAAAUAUUUGUUUUCUAAAUAUACAAAGCAUUCUUCUAACCUUCUGAACAAACAAUAAGAUUUCUCA
This is a messenger RNA of Zingiber officinale, 1062 nucleotides long. Its product is annotated as protein TIFY 10a-like. Gene Ontology annotation, biological process: response to wounding; regulation of defense response; regulation of jasmonic acid mediated signaling pathway. The coding region runs from base 70 to 786 and encodes 238 amino acids. NCBI's taxonomy places the organism in Eukaryota, Viridiplantae, Streptophyta, Magnoliopsida, Zingiberales, Zingiberaceae. Gene Ontology annotation, cellular component: nucleus. The record is from RefSeq and is a predicted model, not a curated record. The transcript is spliced from 5 exons.